This is a messenger RNA of Pungitius pungitius (ninespine stickleback), 1430 nucleotides long. RefSeq names its product gap junction beta-3 protein-like. Gene Ontology annotation, molecular function: gap junction channel activity. Gene Ontology annotation, biological process: cell-cell signaling. The transcript is spliced from 2 exons. The record is from RefSeq and is a predicted model, not a curated record. The coding region runs from base 153 to 875 and encodes 240 amino acids. NCBI's taxonomy places the organism in Eukaryota, Metazoa, Chordata, Actinopteri, Perciformes, Gasterosteidae. Gene Ontology annotation, cellular component: connexin complex.
AGUUAAUAUCCUCGCCCCGCUGCAGGAGAGAGGUCACCUGCUGAGCGAAUUCCUCGUCUCAACACGAUGGACUGAGGGCCUUUCUAAAGCCCUCCCUUUUUAAAAAAAAAGCACAGGUCACAGGUCAAACGACACCCGCCAAAGCUGAACUCAUGGAUUGGAAAUUCCUGGAGGGUCUUCUCAGCGGAGUCAACAAGUACUCCACCGCCUUCGGACGCAUCUGGCUCUCGGUGGUCUUCGUCUUCCGGGUGCUGGUCUUCGUGGUGGCCGCCGAGCGGGUCUGGAGCGACGACCAGGGACACUUUGACUGCAACACCCGCCAGCCGGGUUGCACCAACCUCUGCUACGACUACUUCUUCCCCAUCUCCCACAUUCGCCUGUGGGCUCUGCAGCUCAUCUUCGUCACCUGCCCCUCCUUCAUGGUGGUGCUGCACGUUACCUACCGGAAGAAGCGGGACCGCGAGUACCGGGCCAAGCACGGGGAGGACACCGGGCUGUACGACAACCCGGGCCAAAAGCACGGCGGCCUGUGGUGGACGUACCUGGGGAGCCUCUUCAUCAAGACCGCCUUCGAGAUCACGUUCCUCUACCUGCUGCACCGCGUCUACGACAGCUUCCGGCUGCCCAGGAAGGUGCAGUGCGACGUCAAGCCCUGUCCCAACCUGGUGGACUGCUACAUAGCCCGGCCCACCGAAAAGACCGUCUUCACCUACUUCAUGGUGGGGGCGUCCGUCGUGUGCGUGGUGCUCAACAUUUGCGAGAUCUUCUACCUGGUGGCUUUCCGGAUGGUGACCCUGAAGAGGACGGGCAGCGUCCGCACCUCGUCCAGGAAGGUCCACCCCAGCGCGGACUGCAAGUCCUCCGUUGCCUCUUAAAAGGCAAUCAAUAAUUGUGGUUAUAGGCCUCUAGCUGACGCACAAUUGGGUGUUUCUUUUUUCCCCUUUGAGGGCACAUUCAUUUAAAAAGUCAAGCUGAACAGGGUCUUCUUCUCUUUUUGUAAGAAACAGUAUGCUUCGUAAGGGUAUUAGAUUAUUUUUUUCCAUUGAUCUAAAGAUCACAUUACAGAUUUUGUCCAUGAAAAAACAAUUAAACCUGACAUCAUUUGUUUUUUGUAUUCCCCAAGAAUAACACAAAUUGUCAAAGCACUGAAAACAUUUCCAACUACACAAUAAAAACCGAGCAUGGAUAAGAUCUACCAACUCCACCUUCAUUUCUCCACCUGGUGGCACCACACCGUCAUUGUGCCACAUGCAGAGAACCUGGGAAUCAGUUCAACUGGGGUGCGCAUUAUGUUUGUACUGCUCAGCCAAUUAAGCAUGUAUACAAAAUUCCUAACUUGUAUUUACCAUUCUGCUCUUUCACCCGGUCAUCAGAUCUUAAUAAAGCCCACAGCUGUCUGUCAUGUUUGUUUCUGCUCGUCUUUCAUGGAC